GUAUCUUUCAGAUGAAGGAAUUGAAGCUUGUUUAAGUUCAUCUGAAAAAGUUAAUACAAAUGAUAUUAUCCUGGUUGCCCUUAAUACAGAUUUAAGAACGAUUGGCAAGAAAUUCCUCCCCAGUGACAUCAAUGGUGGAAAGGUGGAAAAGCUGGAAGGGCCAUGUGUCCUGCAAAUACAGAAAAUUCGCAAUGUUGCUGCACCAAAGGAUAAUGAAGAAUCUCAGGCUGCUCCCAGAAUGUUACGUUUACAGAUGACUGAUGGACACACAAGCUGCACAGCUAUAGAAUACAGUAGCAUGUCAAAAAUAAGCCUGAACACUCCACCUGGAACAAAAAUUAAGCUUUCAGGAAUUGUUGAAGUGAGAAAUGGAUUCUUGCUGUUGGAUGACAGUAACACGGCAGUUCUUGGAGGUGAAGUGGAGCAUCUUAUAGAAAAGUGGGAAUUACAAAGGAGUUUGGCAAAACACAAUAGGAGUAACAUUGGAACAGAAGGUGGCCCUCCUCCCUUUGUGCCUUUUGGGCAGAAAUGUGCAUCUUAUGUGCAAGUGGAUAGCAGAGACCUUGAUCGCAGAAAGACUCUGCAAAUGACAAAUACUGUGAAAACUGUUGCAGACAAUGAUGAAUUUGAAAAGCAGAGAACAGCUGCUAUUGCAGAAGUAGCAAAGAGCAAAGAGACCAAGACAUUUGGAGGAGGUGGUGGUAGUAGCAGAAGCAAUCUCAGUGUGAGUGCUGGAGGGAAUCGAAACAGGGAACUCUUCCAGAAAGAGAAGAUGGCAAAACCAGAGGGGAAAAAUGAAGGUGUCUACCGGGAACUGGUUGAUGAAAAGGCUCUAAAACACAUAACAGAGAUGGGUUUUAGCAAAGAAGCAGCAAGACAGGCACUUAUGGAUAACAGUAACAGCCUAGAGGCAGCAUUAAAUUUUCUUCUGAACAACAAUAAACAGAAACCCAUUCAGGGACCACCCCCUAGAGGUAAGGGGAAGGGCCGAGGCCGAAUAAGACCUGAAGAUGAAGAAGAGCUAGGAAAUGCCAGACCGUCUGCACCAAGCACACUGUUUGAUUUCUUGGAAUCCAAAAUGGGUACUCUAACAGUAGAGGAACCAAAACUACAAUUUCAGCCAACACAUCCAGUGCAGCACAAAGUUAUGAAUACAGAACAGAAUGGCAUCAAAGAGAAUCAUUCAAGACACAUUUCUCGCAAUGACAUGAGACAACCAAGGAAUGAGAAACCCCCUCGUUUUCAAAAGGAUUUUCAGAAUUCAAGGCAGGCUUUGGAAAGUGGUGGGUUACCAAGAAACAGAGGUCCUGAAAGGCACAGCUCUUUAGAACACUGGACAGAUGAAAAAAAUAGAAGUGACAGACAUUAUCCUAGAAAUGAUAGGUCAAAGGAUUUGGGUUAUCCCAUAACUGCUCACCAGAGUGAUAUUACUUUCAAAAAAAGGGAUAACAACAUGCAGAACAGAGUAGGAAAAGGAGUGUCUUUCACAGAAUUCAAGGAAAAUUCUGCUGCUCAAGAUGUGACAGACAACAAUAACCAGAAACGUGGGAAAAGGGAAAACCAAACACACAAUUCUGAAAAUUUUUGUGAUAGGAAGGCACGAACAAUAAGUAGUGAAGCCUUUAUGGUAAAAAGUGAGCAACAUUUUGGUGUUAAUAAUGAUUACCAAAAUCCCAGUAGGACUGAUUUUAAUGCUGUACCAAAUGGAGAUAUUGAGCAUCAUCAGAAAGGAAGACGAGCAGGACCUGUCAAAUCGUCAGGACCCACUGUGAUCCCAUCUUUUGAUGAUAAAAUGUUGUAUUACAACACUGGUCCCAAAAGGAGAACUGGGCCCAUCAAACCAGAGAAAAUACUGGAACCGUCGAGUCACAUGGAGUAUGGAAAAAGUUGGAGACCAGGAGAUGAAUGUUUUGCUCUUUAUUGGGAAGACAACAAGUUCUACCGGGCAGAAAUUGAAGCUCUUCAUUCUUCUGGGACAACUGCAGUUGUUAAGUUCAGUGAUUAUGGAAAUUAUGAAGAGGUGCUUCUCAGCAACAUCAGGCCUGUCCAUGCAGACACAUGGGAGGAGGAAGAAGAAACGUAUGAGCAAACUCUAGAAUUCCGCAGAGGAGGUGAUGGUCAGCCGCGGCGGUCCACACGGCCCACUCAACAAUUUUAUCAACCUCCUCGAGCUAGAAACUGAUUAAUAAGGAAAGAAAGGUAAAUAUAAGUUUUUUCAUUUAGAAACCUUCUUGGAGUCGGAGGGAAUACACUGGCAGCUCCCAACUUGCUGAACACUUCUUCUAGAAGAAAUUCUGGGGUUUUCCAAGCAGCAGGAUGGAACAAAGAAAGCUCAUGUGAGCAGAAGGAAUUUGGACCUGACACCACGAAAGACUUUUUUAAAGUUCUUAGUUAAAUGAAGCUGAAUACUUUUUACAUAUGAAAGAGGCAAAUUGUCAUUGCUGCCAUCAAUAAAACCACAGUGCACUAUUCUAUUCUUUGCCUUGUAUUCUUUUUACUGAGCCUCCAUUGUUAGUUAACAUAAUAAUGUAGCAUGAUUUUUUCUUAAUUUUGAACUGAUUUUACUUCUAAUAUUGCUUCUA
Molecule: messenger RNA, 2582 nt
Organism: Ficedula albicollis (Collared flycatcher)
Lineage: Eukaryota; Metazoa; Chordata; Aves; Passeriformes; Muscicapidae
Gene: TDRD3
Product: tudor domain containing 3
Exons: 13
Coding region: 239-2182 (647 amino acids)
Cellular component (GO): nucleus
Molecular function (GO): protein binding
Source: RefSeq, a predicted model, not a curated record